Eruca vesicaria subsp. sativa (arugula) is the source of this 1482-nucleotide messenger RNA. NCBI's taxonomy places the organism in Eukaryota, Viridiplantae, Streptophyta, Magnoliopsida, Brassicales, Brassicaceae. The record is from the annotation of a GenBank genome assembly.
CAGGAAUAAAAAACCGCGGCGUUUCUGGGGAAUAAAAGAAGAGAAGAAAUAAAAUUAAAAAAAAAAAGCAAAGACAAAACCGCCAUUGUCUUUACAAAAACAGCUCAUUCUUAUCCCAUUUUAUUUGUCUUCUCUCUUCUUCCCUGGUUUUAUAUCUCACCUCCCAAAAAUCCAGGGGCUUAUUGUCAACGAAUUCCGUCUCUUAAAAGUUAUCAUCUUUCUUAUAUAAUCAGUGAAUCUCAAUCACCACUUUCCUACAAAAUCUCCCAGAAAUCUUACAGAACAGAAAGCCACUUUCUCUCGGUUGUUAACUCAAAAUCGAAACAAUAGCAGAAAAAAUAAUAAAAGAUGCGGAUGAGUUGUAAUGGAUGCAGAGUUCUUCGAAAAGGGUGUAGUGAGGAUUGUAGUAUACGACCGUGUUUGGCUUGGAUCAAAUCCCCUGAAGCGCAAGCAAACGCAACUGUGUUUCUCGCCAAGUUCUAUGGUCGUGCUGGACUCAUGAACCUCAUCAACGCUGGUCCCGAUCACCUUCGUCCUGGGAUUUUCCGGUCGUUGUUGCAUGAAGCUUGUGGGAGGAUUGUGAACCCGAUCUACGGUUCGGUGGGGUUGUUAUGGUCGGGAAACUGGCAGCUUUGUCAAGCCGCCGUUGAAGCGGUGAUGAAAGGUGAAGCGAUCACUGAGUUGGCGACAGAUGCGGCGGCGAGCGGGCAAGGUCCGCCGCUUAAAAUGUAUGACAUCCGACACAUUUCUAAGGACGAGAGCUCUGCCGCUGCGGCAGCAACAACUACUGGUUCAACAGAUCCGAAACGAGGAAAAGCUCGGCGUGCUAAGCGUGUCGCCGCCGUCACCAAACCGGCAGAAUCAGAGGGAAAAUCAGCUGGGAGAGAGGCUAGUCACGAGUCGUCGUUGAGUCACCAGUCUGAAGUCGUGGCUCCUCAUGAGGGAGAGAGCAAUAUCUCGGAGGUCAUGACGUUCUCACCGCCGGCUUUACAAGGCUCCGGUGAGAUCAAGCUUGACCUAACAUUAGGUCUGGAGACGGUGUCACGUGCGGAUCACGUGGUGCCUGUAAAGAAGAGAAAAAUGGGAGUGUUUGGGACGUGGCAGGGGGAGGAGAGCUCGUGCAAGACUGACCUUAUGCUCUAAUAAGCUCUUAACUAUUCCUUUUAGAUUUUUUUGCCUGUAUCAGCUCUCAGUGAUGAUGAGCCAAAGCAGAUAUAACUCUUUUUUUUUAAGUUUUGUUAUAUUCCCUCCCUUUAAUUUUUUGAUGAGCCAAAGAUAGAGCAAUGUACAAACUUAUUUACAGAGAUAAAAUUCAAGAUUGGCUAUUACAGAGUUUAUUACUUUACCACUGUGUGUAAUCUGUACCAAUGCAAAGAAACACAAAAAUAGCCACACAAUAGAAUUGGGCCUAAUAUUCUAAACAUUUUGGGCCUAUCUUUUGGUGAACGCAGGAACUGUCAAUGGCAUAAAAUGAGGGAUGAC